Messenger RNA from Staurois parvus, 438 nucleotides. The record is from the annotation of a GenBank genome assembly. Lineage: Eukaryota; Metazoa; Chordata; Amphibia; Anura; Ranidae.
AUGGAGUUUGGGGAUGAUGACGAUACAAGGGAUAGUCCAGGAGUCAGUCCAAGUCCAGAGAACAGUCCUGAAAGUAUGAGCCUUGCUGAGAGACUGUCCAAGAAAGUGAAGACAGAACCAGGUGCUAAAGAAGCUAAAGAAACCAAAGGGAAGAAGCAGUUGACUCUUCCAUUCAAACCUAUGAAAAAAGAACCUCAGAAACAAAUGGACUCUGAUAGUGAGUUUGAACUAGAAGAAGUGAUACCGCGUGUCGUUCAGCCACGCCGGGCUGCUGCUCAAGUAAAAUAUGUAUUGGAUUCUGAUGAGGAAGAGGAUGCUGGCGGCUCUAACAAGGACAGUGAUGUUGAUAGUGAUGUGUUUGACCCAAGUGGGGAGUCCGACGAUGAAGAAUCCUUUGUAGUUUCUAAGCCAGCACGCAAGUCAAAAGCUUCCUCCAAG